Molecule: messenger RNA, 1608 nt
Organism: Knipowitschia caucasica
Lineage: Eukaryota; Metazoa; Chordata; Actinopteri; Gobiiformes; Gobiidae
Source: the annotation of a GenBank genome assembly
AUGCGAGCGCUUGUGUUGCUUUGCCUCUGUGUUGUCGCUCCGGUGAGAGCCACGGACCGGAGCUGCUCGGACCUGAGACAGUUCUACACCAGCAAAGGCUUCACUCUGGCCGGGGUCCCGCAGAACGAGAUCUCCGGUGAGCACUUGCGGAUGUGUCCCCAGGGCCCCACCUGCUGCACCAGUGCGAUGGAGCAGAACCUGGCCACUCUGAGCACGCGGGAGACAGAGGCGCUCAUUCGGGAGGCGGGCCGCUCACUGCAGGCCUCUUAUCACGCGCUGCACCGGAGCUUUGACACCUAUUUCACGGAGCUGCACAGUCAGUCGGAGCGUGCGCUGCAGGAGAAGCUGUCCCCCCUCGGUCCCCUGUACUCCCAGAACACCCGUCUGUUUGGAGACCUGUACACGGACCUGAGGCAGUACUAUCGCGGCUCGGCCUUGAACCUGGACGAGACCCUGUCCGAUUUCUGGUCCCGCCUCCUGGAACGCACAUUCAAGAGCUCCGCCUCCUCUGAUGUCAGCCUUUCCGAGGACUACCUGGAUUGUGUGUCCAAGCAGCAGGAGACACUGCGUCCGUUCGGAGACGUCCCGAGAGACAUGAAGACGAAGGUGGUGCGGGCCUUCGUCACUGCGCGCUCCUUCGUCCAGGGACUGAUCGUCAGCGGGGAGGUGGUGAGGAAGGUGUCACAGGUGUCUCUGAGCCUGGAGUGUGUGAAAGCUCUGAUGAAGCUGGUGUACUGUCCACACUGCCGCGGCAUGGCCUCCAUCACGCCCUGCUCCAACUACUGCUUCAACGUCAUGAAGGGCUGCCUCGCCAACCAGGCCGACCUCAACUCCGAGUGGCACAAUCUCAUAGACACCAUGAUCCAGGUGGCGUCCAGUUUCAGCACAGAGCCCAGUCUCGACGUGGUCCUCUCCUCCAUCCCGUCUCGCAUCUAUGAGGCUGUUUACUACCUGAAGGAUAACAUGGAGUCCUUCACUGCUAAGGUGUACCAGACGUGUGGGACACCGGGGGAAUCAGCCACUGGGACCCCCACAGUCCAAGACCAGAGGCGGAAAAGCAGCUCCCUGACCGCUUCAGAGAGUAAACCAUCUCCCACUGCUGGGAUCAGACUGGAGAUGCAGGUGUCUGUCCUCACCACGAAGCUGAGAGAGAUGAGGCAGUACUGGAUCGAGCUUCCCGUUGCUCUGUGCGGAAAAGUCUCUGAAGGCUCCAGUCCGGACAAAUGCUGGAACGGGAUAUCCAAAGGGAGGUAUCUUCCGGAGGUGAUGGGAGACGGGCUGGCCAGUCAGAUCAACAACCCUGAGGUAGAGCUGGACAUCACGAAGCCGGACAUGACCAUCCGCCAGCAGAUCAUGCAGCUCAAAAUCAUGAGUAACCGGCUGAAAAACGCUCUGGAGGGAAACGACGUGGACUUCCAGGAUGCAAGUGAGGACAUCAGCGGCUCGGGAAGCGGCAUGUGCAUGAGCGGCCAGUGCACUCGGAGCAAACCUGGCCUGUUCGCUUAUCCACCCAACAACAAGGGAGCAAUGGGCACAGCUACCCCCCCGUCCCGCCUCUCUAACAUCUUAAUCCUUCUCCCAUUGGCUGUCCCACUUCUGCAGCGAUGA